UGUUCUUGGUGUGCGUUUCUCUCUCUCUCUCUUUUUUUCCCCGUUGGAGUAAACGACCUCUUGCUGAGUGGCUGAGCAUUCUCAGAACAAACACGGCUCUCAGCUCUGGCACGUCCGGCCCAUCUCACUCUCCGCCCUCAGCCUCCUCCUCUGAGUCGGAGAUAUGAUGGCCCAGGCUGAAGUUUUAGGCUCCCCAUGGCCAUGCCACCCUUCAGUGGGGUGCCUCAUCAUGCCAGGAAAAGAAAACAAGAAAUAGGGAAAGAAAAAGGGUGGGCAGGUCUAGGUGAAGUCAUCCCAAUAAAGGUUAAUAGCUGGGCGGUGACACCUUCUCACACCACUGGAGAGAAAAUGCUUGCUCCCAGCUGCCUGUCACGGUACUGGGAGUAAGAGGUGACCUAUUUAUUUUUAGAAGGGGACAGUCAUGAUAACCCGGCUCCUAGCUUCAUUCAAGGCAGGCAGGUGCUUUGGACGUUUGUAAACACCUACUUUCUGAAGAAGGGAGGAGCGCUUUUUUUUUUUUUUUUUCAAAAGGGAAAGAACUUGAAGGCUGGGGAUCUUCCCCCGGGACACUUGCUGUUGAGUGGAGAAGAAGCCAUUGUAGCACACGAGUGCUACAGCCGUGUCCACUCGGCCAUUAUUUUUAUACAGGGCAGAAAUGCCUGAAGGUGACGACUUUGGACCAGGCCAAAGCUGGGAAGUUAUCAAUUCCAAACCGGAUGAAAGACCGAGGCUCAGCCACUGUAUUGCAGAAUCAUGGAUGAAUUUCAGCUUAUUUCUUCAAGAAAUGUCUCUUUUUAAACAGCAGAGCCCCGGCAAGUUUUGUCUCCUGGUCUGCAGUGUGUGCACAUUUUUUACGGUCUUGGGAAGUUACAUUCCUGGGGUUAUACUCAGCUAUCUCCUGUUAUUGUGUGCAUUUUUGUGUCCACUGUUUAAGUGUAAUGAUAUUGGACAAAAAAUAUACAGCAAAAUCAAGUCAGUUCUGCUGAAACUAGAUUUUGGAAUUGGAGAAUAUAUUAAUCAGAAGAAACGUAAGAGAUCUGAAGCAGAUAAAGAAAAAAGUCACAAAGAUGACAGUGAAUUAGACCUUUCAGCUCUUUGUCCUAAGAUUAGCCUCACGGUUGCUGCUAAAGAGUUGUCUGUGUCUGACACGGACGUAUCUGAGGUCUCCUGGACUGACAAUGGGACCUUCAACCUUUCAGAAGGAUACACUCCACAGACAGACACUUCUGAUGAUCUCGACCGGCCUAGCGAAGAAGUUUUCUCUCGAGACCUUUCCGAUUUUCCAUCUGUAGAAAAUGGCAUGGGAACAAACGAUGAAGAUGAAUUCAGCCUUGGCUUGCCCACUGAGCUCAGGAGAAAAAAGGAGCAGCUGGACAGCGGUCCCAGAGCAAGCAAAGAGAGGCAGUCCGCCGCUGGCCUCACCCUUCCGCUGAGCAGUGACCAAACCUUUCACUUGAUGCGCAACCUGGCCGGGGACGCCAUCACAGCUGCAGUGACAGCUGCCAUCAAAGAGCAGUUAGAGGGCGCCGCGAAGCAAGCACUCUCUCAGGCUGCCCCCAGCCUGGGAGACGACACAGACACUGAAGAAGGUGAUGACUUUGAACUACUUGACCAGUCAGAGCUUGAUCAAAUUGAGAGUGAAUUGGGACUUGCACAAGACCAAGAAGCAGAAGCACAGCAAAGUAAGAAGGCUUCAGGCUUCCUUUCAAAUCUACUCGGAGGAGGCCAUUAGUCUGGGAAUCAACUUGUUCAACACAGCACAGAUAAAACUACCAAAAAAUUAUAAACAAUGCAAAAAAAAAAAAAAAAAAAAAGAAAAAGAAAAAAGGAAAAAAAAUUUUUUUGAACUGUGGGCUUUACUGAUUACUUCAGAUUGUUUUUCUUAUUUUCCCUUCUGCAGUGAAUUAAUUGGAUCUAUAUCAGCUGAUACUGAUAGACUGAUAUUUCCUAUAGUUAUUUUUAUGUAAUAAGCAUGGAAAUGAACUUUGUACACAUAUAUAUACAUGCUGUGUUAUCAGAGAUGAAUAUUAGAAGUUGUUUUUAAAGCAAAACACCAACUUAUUGAGAUCCUCCUACAAGUAUUCCUUAUUUUUCCUUUACAAUUAAUUUUUCAGGCAUGCAAAAACUUUAUUGUAACUCACUGAAAUAUUAAUUCGUUGGUGAAUA
Messenger RNA from Leopardus geoffroyi (Geoffroy's cat), 2166 nucleotides. It is a transcript of the gene RETREG1, whose product is annotated as reticulophagy regulator 1. Bases 656 to 1732 code for a protein of 358 amino acids. The record is from RefSeq and is a predicted model, not a curated record. Gene Ontology annotation, cellular component: endoplasmic reticulum membrane. The transcript has 7 exons. Gene Ontology annotation, biological process: reticulophagy; negative regulation of neuron apoptotic process. NCBI's taxonomy places the organism in Eukaryota, Metazoa, Chordata, Mammalia, Carnivora, Felidae.